AUGUCAGGCAAUAGUAAUGCCGCAUACAGCACGGCAAUAAAGAAGAUAAACAACACUGACCGGGCUGUAGAAUUACUCGAGUCCAAGGAGCUGAUUCUGAGAGGGCAAUCACUGAGUUUGCUAACAAUACAUGACAGCCUGUUGCAUCUUGCACACACAGCUGCCCCUGCUGCAGUCACCUUGGAAUGUCUUGUUGCUUUCUCAAGGGUCAUUGACACUGUCUACAUGGACCACAUCGCUUCCGAGGUGGUGAACAAGGUCUGCCACAAGACCAUGUUAGCAUACAAUGUUCUUGAUGAAGAUUCCAACAAGCUCGAGCAACUACAAACUGAGCUAGAUGGCUACAUCAACUGGGCAAAGGAACAGGUGCAUGAACUCGAACAGUAUCAAAAGAAUGUUCGAGGAGAGAUAGAAAAAGGGAUGGCAGAGCUAGUGGAAGCCUUGAGAAUAGCUCUGACAGAAAUACAAAGAGCACUCAGCCCACAGGGAGUGUCAUGA
Molecule: messenger RNA, 498 nt
Organism: Postia placenta MAD-698-R-SB12
Lineage: Eukaryota; Fungi; Basidiomycota; Agaricomycetes; Polyporales; Adustoporiaceae
Exons: 1
Coding region: 1-498 (165 amino acids)
Source: RefSeq, a predicted model, not a curated record